UUGUUCGAUUCGCUGGCGACGCCUUUGCUAGAGUAAUAAUUUCGGCGUUUUUUGUGUGUUCUGGAGCAAAAUGUCUGCUGAAGUUGAUUUUAUUAAUAAAAAGGAGGUGCACCUACGCACUCUGAAGCAGUCAGGACAUGUGGGCUUCGAUAGUCUUCCCGAUCAGUUAGUCAACAAGAGCGUUCAGAAUGGAUUCGUUUUCAACGUUAUGUGUAUUGGCGAGACUGGUCUGGGAAAAUCCACACUGAUGGACACGCUUUUUAACACAAGUUUCGAGUCGACACCCUCCCCGCAUACGCUCCCCAGCGUGAAAUUGAAGGCUCACACCUACGAGCUGCAGGAGAGCAACGUGCGUCUUAAGCUUACCAUUUGCGACACAGUCGGCUAUGGUGAUCAGAUAAACAAAGAUGAUUCAUUCAAAGCUGUCGUCGACUACAUCGAUGCUCAGUUCGAGAACUAUUUGCAGGAAGAGCUGAAGAUCAAGCGGUCAUUGGUUACUUGCCAUGAUAGUCGUAUCCACAUUUGUUUGUACUUCAUCUGUCCUACUGGACAUGGGCUGAAGUCACUGGAUUUAGUUUGCAUGAAAAAGCUGGACAGCAAGGUUAAUAUUAUUCCAGUUAUUGCAAAGGCUGACACCAUUUCCAAAGUGGAACUGCAGCGAUUCAAAGCAAAGAUCAUACAGGAGCUGAACAGCAACGGCGUUCACAUCUAUCAGUUUCCCACGGACGAUGAAACCGUGGCCGAGACAAACAGCGGCAUGAAUUCCCACAUCCCCUUCGCGGUCGUGGGCAGCACAGAGUUCAUUAAGGUUGGCAAUAAACUCAUACGUGCCCGCCAGUACCCAUGGGGCACAGUCCAGGUAGAAAAUGAGACACACUGUGACUUUGUCAAGCUCCGUGAAAUGCUUAUUCGCACAAACAUGGAGGAUAUGCGGGAGAAGACACACACACGACACUACGAACUCUAUCGCCAAAAACGCUUGGAGCAGAUGGGCUUCAGUGAUGUGGAUAGCGACAACAAGCCAAUAUCAUUCCAGCAAACAUUCGAGGCAAAACGUUCCAACCAUUUGGCGGAGCUGCAGGCCAAAGAGGAGGAAGUGCGUCAAAUGUUUGUACAGCGGGUCAAGGAGAAAGAAGCGGAGUUGAAGGAGAGCGAGAAAGAUUUGCAUGCUAAGUUCGAGAAAUUGAAGCGAGAUCAUGCCGAGGAGAAGCGAAAACUCGAGGAGUCACGAAAGGCCCUUGAAGAGGACUAUAUGGAUUUCCAACGUCGUAAACAGCAACUCGCUACAGCACAUCAUACUUUAACGCUGGGCAAAAGCAAGAAGAAGUAGGCCGAGAAGUUCUGGCCCUUCUCUUGAAUAUUUUGUGCGUUUUGCUUAUCCCAAAGUAAUUGCUUUUUCAUCUUGUUGUAUUUCAUUUAUACUAUUAAGUUUUCUUCAAAUAUUAACAUAAAAUAUAUAUACAUACUAUAUGUGCUUACAAUUAGCAUACAUACAUACAUACUAACAAAUAAAGC
This is a messenger RNA of Scaptodrosophila lebanonensis, 1515 nucleotides long. It is a transcript of the gene Septin2, whose product is annotated as septin-2. Gene Ontology annotation, cellular component: cell division site; microtubule cytoskeleton; septin complex. The coding region runs from base 71 to 1330 and encodes 419 amino acids. The record is from RefSeq and is a predicted model, not a curated record. The transcript has 2 exons. Gene Ontology annotation, biological process: cytoskeleton-dependent cytokinesis. Lineage: Eukaryota; Metazoa; Arthropoda; Insecta; Diptera; Drosophilidae. Gene Ontology annotation, molecular function: molecular adaptor activity; GTP binding; GTPase activity.